Messenger RNA from Nakaseomyces glabratus, 849 nucleotides. It is a transcript of the gene PEP12, whose product is annotated as SNAP receptor PEP12. Gene Ontology annotation, cellular component: endomembrane system; membrane; SNARE complex. The record is from RefSeq and is a predicted model, not a curated record. Lineage: Eukaryota; Fungi; Ascomycota; Saccharomycetes; Saccharomycetales; Saccharomycetaceae. Gene Ontology annotation, biological process: vesicle fusion; intracellular protein transport; Golgi to vacuole transport. Gene Ontology annotation, molecular function: SNARE binding; SNAP receptor activity.
AUGGAUUCAUAUGAGGAGAGGGAGUCUUCUCCCAUGUUCAGAGACUGUCCCCGGUUUGAAGAGCUAAAAGACAAGAUUUCCAGCGAGUUAUUUGAGGUUAACGGCCGGGUCUCGACACUGAGGCAGUUCACCGAGUCCUUGUCUCGGUUCUUGGAUAAUUCUGACAUAGAUGUCAAUGCCAACGUUGUUCAAAACAUCAAUAAGAAGGCUUUAACUAAUAUAGAGGUGGUUAAUGAGCUUUUAAAGAAUGUAAACGAAGAUGUGAAAGAGAUUGACAACAUCGAGGACUCUGAGCUCGAUAAGCCACAAAUUAUAGCCAGAGACAAGCUAAUUAGAGACUCAAGAUUCUCAAUACAAGAAUCUCAAACAGCACAACAGCAGUUCUCGAAGAUUAUCAAGUCCAUAAAUGCGGAAGCAAGAGGCAAAUUGAAUGAAGAACAAAACUGGACAGCACUGUUACAAGAAGAUGAAGAAUCACAUCAGACAAAUAAUGAUAAUACAGCUCAACGUCAAGUGAACUUCGUUAUCGAGAGAGAACCUAUCAACAAUGAAGAGUUUGCUUAUCAGCAGAGGCUCAUUCAAGAAAGAGAUGAAGAGAUCACAAAUAUCGAGAGAGGUAUCACAGAGCUUAACGGUAUAUUCAAGGAUCUGGGGGCUGUAAUAACUCACCAAGGUAUGAUGGUCGAUAACAUAGAAGCCAACAUAUAUUCCGCAGUUGAAAAUACUGCAGGUGCAUCCCAAGAACUCAACAAAGCAAAUAGAAUGCAAAAACGUAGCAGCAGGUACUGCUUGUAUUUUCUGAUGAUACUUGUCGUGAUGCUAAUACUGAUGAUUUUAAUAGUAAUCUAG